CAAGACCGACUGGUUACAGGCCAGCAGGUGGACCUGAGGAUUGCUACGGGAGAGAAGGUGGCGGGCACGUGUCUCGCCUAGGCCUUUUCUCACCCAUCCGUGAGCUUCUUCCAGUCUGGGUACCGGGGACAGCCCAGUCUUGUCUGAGAACCUUCAUGGGGCAGAGACGCGGGUUUUCCUUAUUCAUUCGAACACCUAUCAACGAGGACCCCACCCACAGACUUACCCCGCCUUCUUCGGCUCCGCCUAUUUCGUUCUCGGAAGUGGACGAGCCAGCGGCUCCCGCAAAGCACGCCGGGUGUUGUAGUUCCGGAAACCAAGCCUGGUUGCACGGAGGCAUGUGGCCCAGAGUGUUGCUGAGGGACGGGCGGGCAGCUGCGGGCGGGUGCCGGGCUAUCUUGUCUCGCUUCGCCGUGCGUUUCUCCCCGCCAUGGAGUACUGGGAGCGAUUCACCCCUGCGAAGCAACCUGCAUGGAACUGCGACGCGAGCUUUCCCACUCAUCCCUAUAGUGGUGGAGCAGACGGGUCGAGGCGAGCGCGCUUAUGACAUAUACUCGAGGCUGUUGCGGGAACGCAUCGUGUGCGUCAUGGGCCCGAUUGAUGACAGCGUGGCCAGCCUGGUCAUCGCCCAGCUGUUGUUCUUACAGUCAGAAAGCAACAAGAAACCCAUUCAUAUGUACAUCAAUAGCCCAGGUGGUGUGGUGACUGCAGGCCUGGCCAUCUACGACACAAUGCAAUACAUUCUGAACCCCAUCUGCACAUGGUGCGUUGGACAGGCUGCCAGCAUGGGUUCCCUGCUCCUUGCUGCUGGCAGCCCAGGGAUGCGCCAUUCGCUGCCCAAUUCCAGAAUCAUGAUCCACCAGCCCUCUGGAGGAGCCAGGGGCCAAGCCACAGACAUCGCUAUCCAGGCAGAGGAGAUCAUGAAGCUGAAAAGGCAGCUGUACAACAUCUAUGCCAAGCACACCAAGCAGAGCCUGCAGGUGAUCGAGUCAGCCAUGGAGAGGGACCGCUACAUGAGCCCCAUGGAGGCCCAAGAGUUUGGCAUCUUGGAUAAGGUCUUGGUCCACCCGCCUCAGGAUGGGGAGGAUGAGCCAGAACUGGUACAGAAGGAGACCACCACAGCACCAGCGGAUCCUCCUGCCCCAGCAGGCACCUAAGGACUUGACCUCCUCUCCAGGAGUGUGGAGACCAGACUGAGGACUGCUACACUUCCUCUGCUGGGCUAGAAAACCCCUGGAGAAGAUGUGGUUUGAGAUUGCCCUCAAAGCAGGGCAGCCUGCCUGAGACACUGUGAUUUUAAAUUAAAUCUUUGUGGUCUUUGUCCCAUGUCUGAA
Messenger RNA from Rattus rattus (black rat), 1334 nucleotides. RefSeq names its product caseinolytic mitochondrial matrix peptidase proteolytic subunit (gene Clpp). NCBI's taxonomy places the organism in Eukaryota, Metazoa, Chordata, Mammalia, Rodentia, Muridae. Bases 156 to 1157 code for a protein of 333 amino acids. The record is from RefSeq and is a predicted model, not a curated record. Gene Ontology annotation, molecular function: ATPase binding; serine-type endopeptidase activity; ATP-dependent peptidase activity. Gene Ontology annotation, biological process: protein quality control for misfolded or incompletely synthesized proteins. The transcript is spliced from 6 exons. Gene Ontology annotation, cellular component: endopeptidase Clp complex.